Messenger RNA from Chondrus crispus (carragheen), 2224 nucleotides. RefSeq lists its product as hypothetical. The record is from RefSeq and is a predicted model, not a curated record. Bases 1 to 1797 code for a protein of 598 amino acids. The transcript has 2 exons. Gene Ontology annotation, molecular function: protein binding. NCBI's taxonomy places the organism in Eukaryota, Rhodophyta, Florideophyceae, Gigartinales, Gigartinaceae.
AUGGAGAAGGAGGCUGCCGACAAGGCCAAGCGCGAAGCGGACGAGAAGGCCAAGGCGGACGCAGCUCGUGGAAUCAAUCUUUCGAUCAAAACUGCUAAGAGCAAGACUUUGUCUCUGGCAGGCGUGCCUCCGGAAUGCGAUGUCGCUGAGUUAAAAAAGCGCAUCGCCGAUGAGCACGAUAUUCCUGCGCCGGCACAGAGGCUCAUUUUCAGGGGACGCCUUCUUACGGAUGGGAAGACCAUCGACACUUACAAAAUCGUCGACGGCUGCGCAGUGCAUCUCGUCGAAAACACACGUGCAGCGAACGCGGCCAAGGCUGCUGUCCAAGCCCAGACGAAGCCCAUUGUACCGCCAGGGACUGUUUGCCAGCUGAAAGAUGGCAAGCCAGAGUUCAAGAGCAUUCAACAAAAUUGCGGACGAUCAAGGCUUAUAGUCGUGGACUGGUCAGCCCCCUGGUGCGGCCCAUGUCGGAUGAUCGCCCCCGUAUUCGCGAGGCUUGCUGUUCGCUUCCCGGACGUAACUUUUGUCAAAAUUGACACUGAGCUUUCUGCCGCCAACUCAGAGCUAGCGUCUGAGAAAGGGAUCUCAUCGUAUCCGACAUUCCACUACUACAUUGGAGCGAGCAACAUUCAUUCGUUUUCAGGAGCGAGCGGCACGCAGAUUGAGAAUGGGAUUAGACAAUGUCGAACAAUGUUGGCAUCGACAGCGAAAGAUCAGACCUCUGACGUUGCAUCCGGGUCCGCGUCUGGGUCUGCCUCUGGCCAAGACUUGACACGACGAGUUCUUACCGCACUCACGACUCUGAAGAAUAACUGCUCUACGACAGAUUUCAUCGUGGCCGUCAGGACUCUGCUGACAUUUGUCCGAAAUGUUGUUGACCACCCUGGUGAAGAAAAAUAUCGCAAAGUUCGCACAGGGAACAACACUUUUCAAACUCGUCUCGCCUCAAAGACGGGGGGUGUGGAUUGUAUGUAUGCUUUUGGAUUUGAGGCCAGAGAGGAGAGCGGGGAAAAUUAUCUUUUGCUAUCCGCUGAGGCUGCAAACAAUCCUCAACUUCCUACGGUGCGGAGACAAUUAGAACAAGCGCUUCAGGCUGUCGGCGGUUCGGAAUCUGCCUCAAGACAAGCUAGCACUAAUCGUGCAGCACCGGCAGGGGGUAUGGGGGGGAUGGGAGGGUUAGGGGGCACACCGCCCAUGGGUGGAAUGGGGGGAAUGGGUGGAAUGGGAGGAAUGGGAGGAAUGGGAGGAAUGGGAACCCCUGCGGAUGCCGCGUUGAUGCAGGAAGUGAUGGCUGAUCCGAACUUUCAGCAACUUGCACAGGAGCUCGUCAACGACCAAUCUCUCCUACCGUUGCUAAUGCAAGCUCAAACUGCCAUGCAAAACGGAGAUCACGCGACUCUGCAAAAUCUCAUGGCAAAUCCGAGCCUCGCAAGAUUAACGCAGGCCAUGCGCAAUAGCCCCGCCAUUGCAACCGCCAUGCAACGACGUAUGAUGGCGGGCGGUAUGCCGGGUAUGCCUGGUGCAGGCGGAAUACCUGGAAUGGGGAUGCCUGGAAUGCCCGGCGGCCAGAACCCUACGGGCGGUGCGACUGGUGGUGCAAACCUAGCACAGAAUGCACAAGGGCAGCAGAACCCACCUGCGGACGCACAGCCCCAAUACCCGGGUGCCCCGACUACUGCAGAAGAGGAAGAUCGAUUACUGCAAGAAGCAAUCAGGCUUUCUAUGCAAGAGAGUGCGACUAGCAACAACCCUUCGCAAGAACCCAAGACGGAUGAUGAUGCGGGGAACGAGAGCUAGAGAUGUUGCACGUUCGCAUCGGCCGUCAUUUGCUUUGAGCUUAGAUGUCGAUCAGGGGGCACUCAGUGUGUUAAGAAGCGUUUCUUUUCCAAGUUUUGAUUUUCACCCCUAUGUGCCUAAUUCAUGGCUUGCUACAAGUAUAGAAUGCCCUCAUGUAGUGCUCCGCAAUUAUGUUUCAAAUCCAUCGAAAUCGUAGACUCGGGAAAUGUGGAGAGCCGGGCGCUCUCAGAUAUACGCUGUCGUUCUUCGACUGCAUGAGGAAAAAGUCGGAACGGGCUGUACAUCUGAGAUGAUAUUUGAGUUUAUCGUUGGGGGUUUUGCAAUGGUAAUGCAAAAGUAUGGUAUAACGGGAUCCACUUUACAUAAAAGACGUCUUCGACGUUUCAGGUGAUAUUCUCAGACUUUUAAAUCGGUUCUUCUUGUCCUA